Messenger RNA from Leishmania braziliensis MHOM/BR/75/M2904, 1440 nucleotides. RefSeq lists its product as hypothetical. Lineage: Eukaryota; Euglenozoa; Kinetoplastea; Trypanosomatida; Trypanosomatidae. Gene Ontology annotation, biological process: fatty acid metabolic process. The transcript has a single exon. The record is from RefSeq and is a predicted model, not a curated record. Gene Ontology annotation, molecular function: medium-chain fatty acid-CoA ligase activity. Bases 1 to 1440 code for a protein of 479 amino acids.
AUGCCUGCCUACUCGGAGGUGAAGAGUACGUCUGGUACCCCAGUGUUGGAUCAGCUGAUAGGCUACUACGUCAACAUCCAGUCUCGUAAGAUGUACUACAAGGACUUCCUCCGCAUUGAGCACCAGGCAGUCCGCUGGGCCUUUGCCGACAUUCGCAAGAAUAGUGAGGCUCUGGCGCAUGGUCUGCUGCAGACUGGUGUGCGGCCUGGUGAUCGCGUGCUUGCAAUCCAGCCGUGCAACUGCGAGACCUUCGUGCUGCAGCUCGCGUGCGCCAAGAUUGGCGCGCUACUCUGUAUCGUGCCACAAAACGCCAUCAGCGCCGACAAGCUGCGCUUCUAUCUGAACGAGUUUCAGCCUCGCCACCUCGUGGCCCGUGAGUGGAUCAACGUGCCUGAGAUGAAGCAGGGAGAGCUAGUGGAGCGCAACAUGCAUUUCUGGGACACCAUCUACAACGUCAUCCCGGAGCUGGGCCUCUCCUACCCAGGUCAGAAAUUUCAAUGGGUACACUCGCAGGAGUUUUACUACCUCAAGAAGAUCGUCAUCACGGACCACAACAUGAACUUGCUAGGCGUGACACCAAUGCGGAAGAUGCUGGUGUGGGGCCCCUUCUCGUACUACGAGCAACGCUUGCGCCGUCUGUCGGCGCUGCUGCACCCUGACGAUCCAGUGCUGGCACUGGAGGACCCCAACCCGGCCAUGGAGGACAAGCUGCACAUCACGUAUUCACACCGCAACUGCGUGAAUGCCGGUUUUCUCUUCAGCCAGCUCAUGCAGUUCAAGGCAGAGACGCGCUUCGGUGUGAUGCCGAACCACCAUACGGACCCGAUUGGCGCCAUCAUCGCUCCGUAUGCGGCCCUCACCUCUGGCGCGGUGCUCGUGCACAUCCACUCCGACAUGUUCACGGAUGAUCACGCGAUCAAUGGCAUCGAGAAGCUCUGCGUGGAGGAGGUGGAGACGCUGGUGGGACGAAAGGCGGACUUCGACCUCAUCCUGAAGCACGCCGGCAACUUUGACACAGACCAGUUUGAGCACCUCCGCUCUGUCGUCAUCUUCGAAGACGGCAUCGAGGUCCCCGUCUCGGAGGAGUAUCUCAAGAAGCUAGCCAAGGACCUCAGCCUGGAUGACGUGUACGUGUUCCGCGGUCCCAUCGAGGCAUCCUACAUGCUGACGUGGCGCACACUGAAGAAGGGCUCGCAGGGCAUGGUCCCCCAUGUAGAGGCCAAGGUAGUCGGCGACCGUGGCACCAGCGACGCCAAGGUGCUGGCGGCUGGCACGCGCGGGAACCUGCGCUUGAAGGGUCCGCACGUCACAGCGGGCUACUACAACAAUGCUGGGUUGAUGACGGAGCUUGUCGACGAGCAGGGUUUUGCUAGCACAAGUCGUGAGGCCACUAUUGACGGCACGAGCAACAUCACUCUUAUGUCUGCACAGACGUAUUAA